AUUAUUUUGAACAUGUUCUUUUUCUCUCAAUAGUCUUCUGAAGCAUAACAAAUCCACCGGCAUCCACCGUUGAAAUAUACAGCUAGCUAGCAAUCCUCGCUAUUAUCGAGUGCGUUACGGACUCAGAGAAAAUUUGUUUCUACCGACAUUCAGCGAGUGAGCCAAAGGGUGAACGUCCUGGCAGAGGUGAAUCGGAAUCGCAGCGAAUCUUGUAAACGGAACAAAAUUCUCACAUGUGUGCGGAUGCGGGUGUACAGAGAGUAGUGGGGAUACGUGGCAGCUGCUUAAUGACACCUAAUGCGUCCAUACUAAUCGCCGGCGCGGUACACAACAAUAGGGGGAGAAGAAGGAGGAGGAGGAGGAGGUGGAAGAGGAGGAGGAGGAGGAAAAAACGCGUCCUCGAGGAACGCGGCGCGAAAUACUCGCGCAACGUCGGAGCAAGACGAAGCCGGAGUGUGGGAGGGUGAAAGUCGGCGGUGUGGUGGUCGUUAUUGAUUGAACGCGAAGCCGCGCUAAUCGCGCAAGCUCGCCGUCCGCCCUGAAUGAAGUGACGUGCUCUCUCGCAUAUGGAGAUGCGAAUAGAGGGACGAUAAGACCUGUGCAGGGCCCACAGCAGCCGACCAACAGCAGCGACGACGACGACGAGAGGAUGCUCCUUCAACGGGGCUGUACCUGGCUGACGUUGAUGCCGCUCCUGUUGAGCUUGUCCACCGGCGAGCUCAGCUUUUAUCGGGAUGCGCUCCCGGAAACGUCGGAGGAUGUCGCGCUUAAGCUAGCUCGCUAUCUGGAGGCGCAUCGUCUUCAGCAGCGUCUUCAUCGGUCGCACUUGCCCACGUUCCUGUCGUCGAUGCACAAGAAGCAUAACAGUCUGCUGGACCAGGAGAAGCGCGAAGUCCUAAGACUUUUGACCGACAAAACGGUCAAUCUGAACCUGAAGGAGAAAUUAUUGACAUGGCUAGGGCAACAUCAUCGUUCGAGUCAGAUCGCAGGUCGGGAACCGGAGUACAUCUUGUCCUACGACAAUCUCGAUCUUAAACGUCCACUGUACACCGAGGAGAAACAGUCGGCCGAGAGCGACGGCCGUUUCUCCAAGAAUCUCGGAUACGGGCAAUUUUUCGAUACGGACAGAGAUAUGAUUGAGGCCAUAAUGGACUCUUUCCGAGAGUACACGGACUUCAAUCACGGGAUGGAAACGUUGCAUCACGAGGGCGGAAGGGAAGCGGCACCCGUGCGUUCGGCGGCAGUGGCAUCGACACCGACCGAGCCAGAAUUCACGUACAAGUUCGACAAGUCGAAUCUUAAGGAGAAGCACCCGUUCGCGGUGAAGCCGAACGAUCCCAGAUACUAUGACGUCGAACCGUUUUCGUCAUCGGAUGAUUUAGAUUGGCAAGACGCGUCGAGAAUGAAUUGGAACGAGGAAAAGACAGCGGAUAAAGGGCAAAUGUUGAUAAAGCAAGAAGACGACAUGCGGAAUAUCAACCAGAAGAUAUCGAAGGAUUUAAUCGCAAGACGCAUCGACAUAUCGGAACCAGAAAGAUCUGCGGGACCUCAUCCGGUGAUCGUACCCAUAAAUCACGAUUUCAACAAUGACAUUUAUUUUAUCGCCAUUGUGGCCGGUUGCAGUGCAGCUGCGAUGUUCGCUUUAGUAUUGAUCAGCUUGACGUGGUGCAGACUGCAACGUGGCGCGAAAGCUGCAGCGGACAUCGAGUAUCCUGCUUACGGUGUGACAGGCCCGAACAAGGAUAUAUCACCUUCCGGUGAUCAGAGGCUCGCCCAGUCCGCUCAGAUGUAUCACUUCCAACAUCAGAAGCAACAAAUUAUCGCGAUGGAAAAUCGCACUUCUGCAACGAGGGAUCCGGGAUCCCUUUCGGAAGCGGAGAGCGAUGAAGAGAACGAGGAGGGUGACUAUACCGUUUAUGAAUGUCCAGGACUUGCAUCUACGGGCGAGAUGGAGGUGAAGAACCCGAUGUUCCAUGACGAUCCCACCCCGGCGACGCCGGCGGCGCAGAGCAACAAAGAAGAGGACCACAUAUAGUUUCAAUAAAGUAGAGAGAGAGAGAGAGAGAGGGUAAGAAAACCAUACGCGCGCGCGAUCUGAAGAAAUCUUUCCCGGUGCUUAGCUCACUGUUAAUAUACCAUAUCGGAAACGUUUAUCUAUUAUAUUGAGUGUAUACAACUUUAAUAUUUAUAUAUGGCGCGAUGAGGGACGACAGGUUUUAUGGAAAGGGCGGGAAGAAAGAGGGAAGAGAUCGAUUCGAUACCAGAACGAUCGACGUCAUUUUUUUCGUUCCGGAAGUAAGAGAACAGAAAAACGCUUAUCUACGGUAGUAAAUGAAAUCGGAGCACGGCAAACGGGUCAAUAAGUGUGCAUUUGCGAUUUUAUGCGGGUGGAUUUAGUACCUGCGGUUCGUCGCGGUCACAACGUCGAAUUCGUGUGAAUCGAAUCGAUCUUGCGAAACGCCGAGACGGUGCUUCUUCAAGGAAGUUCACAAUCCUAAAAAAAAACACCAGUUUUUUUAGUUAUAUUACAAGAAAUAUAUUGUAAAAGAAGACGAUAGAGAGAGAGAAAGAGAGUUUAUAUCGUCUUUUUUUCUCCCCACAUUAGACCAACGUCUGCAUUUCCUAGCACCGAAACGUUGUUUUAUGAGCGGAAAUAACGGAAUACGAUGGGGAGCGAAUUUUAUUCGACGAUCAAAGCCGCGCCUGUACGAAAGAACACCCAAUUUUCUAAUGUCGCCGACGUACUAUAGUUUGUACUUUCAUAGUAGGAGCAGUUCGCCGCACGAUCGCAAUUAUUUUUCUAUAACUCGUCACCGGCCGCACAUACAGCUCGAAUGUCUGAUGAACAGAUUGACAGAUAUAUUACGAUGGAUACGUCCAUCGGAUAUGCGUGCUGCGUGAGCAGCGGUAUCAAAGUCUAUCGUCCGAGACAUUACACUUCUUUGAAAGUAUAAAAAAAGAAAGAGAAAGGAACUACUACUCUUAAUUUGGGACGGUCUAUAUGGCUACUCGAAUCUGUUUAGUACUGGUCGGAUGUAUAUGGAAAGUUAUACAGUAUUAUUGUAUAAUUACACAAAUUAUAUUUCACGAAAUCUUAACUCUCUUACAUACAUCUGUCUUAGGGUAUACAAGCAUAAAUACUACACUAAACAGUGUUCCGCAGAAUGUGUAUCCCCGAAUGCGAAUUAUGUCGAAUUAUAUUUCCAUCACUGCAAAUAUCUCCUUGAAUUGCAACAAGAUUAUGAAUGAGUAAUGUUAUGCGUUUAAGUUUGUGUUGUAUUUAUAUAAUUUUCUAAAUAGAUAUAUAUCGAACGAGAUGACAGAUAAGAUGAAUGCUUGGCAAGCUCGUUUUACAAAGUAACGAUAUGUUAACAUAUGUUAACAUGUCAAGUAAAGAAAUUGUCUUUGCUAUAAAAGAAUUUGUCAAUCUUCCGAAAAAAAAAAUAUUAAAAAUAUCACGCUCUUUAUUAAUUAUAUUUUAUGAUCGCUUGUUAUAUGUGUACUAAAUGAUGAUACCAAGCAGUCUUAUCUCGAGUCUUGAAGCGAAUUGUUUGAAAGUAUACCGUUGUGCGUUUUGUUCUAAUCUAAAGUAACAGUCUCAAUCUUCUGCUUGCUAUGUGAUACAGGAAAGUCAAUAGCAUGAACUGUGCAAUAUACGAAAUGACUUGAGUUUUCUAUUCUUAGAAGCAUUUUUUUUCUACGAAUAAUGAUCUUGGAAAUGUGCUUGCAGCGAGGAAACUGUUCUCUUUUGACAGUUACCGAUAGAUAUGUACACAUACAUGCGCAAACACAUACACGUACAGAAACAUAUGAUAUAUAUAUAUAUAUAUACACACACGUAUAACAUUUGUUGGCUUAAAAGGACAAUAUAUUUUAUUUUUCUAUUGAAUAAUGGUCAUUGUUAGCUGUGUAAAGAGAUUCUAAUCGCUAUUAAUCCUAAGUCAAAUGCAGAGCUAUACUAUAUUUAUUUUAGUGAAAUGUUAAAUGUCUAUUUAAUGCGAGGAUUUUAAUGCAGAGCUAACGGGAGGUGUGCUCUCCUCUCCGUCUUGCGUUGUAGCUGUGUUACAAAAAAAAAAAUCCCUUCUCUAUUCGCCGUUUACGCUAAACGCAAUACAAGGCAUGUGGCAUAAGAUCUCUAAGUGGUAUAAAGAGUUCUUCCUUUUCCCGCGACGCUGAUACUUAGUGCGUAUUAAGCGAUUAAUGUAUCUUUAGCUGAUGAGUGUGAACGAAUAUGUUAUAUUAAGGCAUGAGUAUACGUUUCUAGUCUUUGUGCCGACACUAUACAACAUAUAAUUAUUACACGAGUACAUUUAAACGUAUAAAAAAAAAAGCAGAGAAACACUAUGAAAGGACAAUCUGCGUACAAAUAGACUAUAUAUUGCGUAUAGCGAUUUGUAGCAUGAUUGUGCAUCUAUCCCCCCCACCCCACCCCCCGCCUCUCAUCCGGAGAGCAGGGAAUUAUUUAUUGUCGAUUGAAUUAAAACUUAAUCCUGA
Wasmannia auropunctata (little fire ant) is the source of this 4494-nucleotide messenger RNA. Its product is annotated as protein cab-1. The transcript has 7 exons. Bases 650 to 2035 code for a protein of 461 amino acids. Gene Ontology annotation, cellular component: membrane. NCBI's taxonomy places the organism in Eukaryota, Metazoa, Arthropoda, Insecta, Hymenoptera, Formicidae. The record is from RefSeq and is a predicted model, not a curated record.